AUGAAUGAUGUAACCAAACAUCGUAUUUGUAUGGUUUCUGAUUUUUUCUAUCCACUUAUUGGUGGUGUUGAAAAUCAUAUAUAUCAAUUAUCACAAUGUUUAAUUCAACGUGAUUACAAAGUAAUUGUUGUUACACAUGCUUAUGAUGAUCGUGUUGGUGUUCGAUAUAUGAUGAAUGGACUUAAAGUCUAUUAUUUACCAUAUAAACCUUUUUAUAAUAAUACAAUUUUACCGACUGUUUUUAGUACAAUUCCAUUAAUACGUUCGAUUUUACUUCGAGAACAAAUCACUAUUGUACAUGGACAUUCUUCUUUUUCAACAUUAGCUCAUGAAACAAUGCAUCAUGCUAAAACACUUGGUAUUCGUACUGUAUUUACCGAUCAUUCAUUAUUUGGUUUUGCUGAUUUGAGUUCAAUAUUAACAAAUAAAGUUCUUCAAGUAUCACUUGUUGAUUGUCAUCAUAUUAUAUGUGUUUCACAUACGUGUAAAGAAAAUACAAUGUUACGUGCUAAUUUAAAAUCAUCUAAAGUAUCUGUUAUUCCAAAUGCUGUAGAUUCAUCAGCAUUUACACCUGAUAUAAGUCUUCGUCCAUCAUCAUCAUCAGAUGAAAUUAUUAUUAUUGUUGCCAGUCGACUUGUUUAUCGUAAAGGAAUUGAUCUUUUAAUUGGUAUUUUACCAAAAAUUCUUCGAAAAUAUCCAAAUGUUAAAUUUCGAAUUGCUGGUAAUGGACCAAAAGAAAUUGAUAUUCGUGAAGUAAUUGAGCGUGAAGGUACUGAAGAUCGUGUUGCAUUAGAGGGUUCAGUUAGUCAUGAUAAAAUGCGAGAUUUUCUCAAUAGUGGACAUAUAUUUUUAAAUACAUCGUUAACAGAAGCAUUUUGUAUGGCUAUUGUUGAAGCUGCUGCUUGUGGUCUCCUUGUUGUUUCAACUAAAGUUGGUGGAAUACCUGAAGUACUGCCGUCAAAUGAUACACAAUCCGAUAUAAUGAUCUUAUGUGAAGCUAAUAUAAAUGAUGUUUUUAUUGGUUUAUGUAAUGCGAUUGAUAGAAUACAAAUUGGUCAAAUACCUAAUGCUUAUGAAUGGCAUAAUAAAAUAAAAAAUUGGUAUUCAUGGUAUUGGGUUGCACAGAAUACAGAAAUUGUUUAUAAUCAUAUAAUAUUUCAAAAAACAAUUAAUCUUAAAGAACGUAUUCAAAAAUAUAAACAAUGUGGAUUUGUUAGUGGUUUUGUAAUGAGUUUUGUAGCUAUAAUAUCUUAUUUAAUAUUUCUUUUUCUUGAUUAUAAUCAACCUAGACGAUUAAUUGAUUUAUCUAUUGAUUAUUCAAAAGAAGAUUUUGAAUAA
This is a messenger RNA of Rotaria sordida, 1338 nucleotides long. Lineage: Eukaryota; Metazoa; Rotifera; Eurotatoria; Philodinida; Philodinidae. The record is from the annotation of a GenBank genome assembly.